Molecule: messenger RNA, 1074 nt
Organism: Arachis ipaensis
Lineage: Eukaryota; Viridiplantae; Streptophyta; Magnoliopsida; Fabales; Fabaceae
Source: RefSeq, a predicted model, not a curated record
AUGAAUAGUCACAUGGUGGCAGCGCUGAGUUCCAACAGAGAUCUUCACCAAGGUUGGUUCCGAUGUGCUUCUCCGAUAGUGGCUAAACCACCGGCACUCAUGGCGGCGGCGUUUCCAUGGAAUCGAGGCUGUGAGAUCACAACUACCAAGAUAACACCACGCAACCAAGACACCAAGAAUAGGGCGGUAACCGUAGCAAAGGUGAAGAUCCCGAUCUCUACAAAGAUCAUGAUUGGCUGCACCAAGGAGGGUCCGCCAGCAGAGGCGCAUGCCCCGCCAAUGUCACCGAGGGAGGAGAUGUUGAUUGUACUCCUAAUUAGUAGUGGUGGCAAGAUGAAGGAUCAAGGGGAAAAAGGAAUACGAGCAGGGGUAGUUUCUAUCUCUGCAGAAAAUGACGAGUUGGUUGGGCAAACAAUUUCUGAGGCAAUUGACAAGGUGGGACCAGAGGGUGUCUUAUCCAAUGAGUUUUCAUCAUCAUUUGAGACUACCGUUGAAGUUGAAGAAGGAAUGGAGAUUGACAGAGGACAUACCUUCUUUCAAUUUGUUACAAACCUUGAAAAGUUGAUUAUUGGAUUCGAGAAUGUAAGAGUCUUGAUUACAAAUCUGAAGAGUUCGACAAUUAAAGAUAUAAUUCCUCUAUUGGAGAAAAGAGCUCAAGUGAGACCUCCUUUACUUGUAAUUGUUGAGGAAGUCACUGGUGAGCCUUUGGCUACCCUUGUUGUGAGUAAGUUACAGGGUAUUCUUCAUGUUGCUACCAUCAAUGCUCUUGGAUUUGGUGAGCAUAGAAAGCCCCUACUUCAAGACCUUGCUAUAUUGGCAGUUGAGCAGUUUGGUAUUGCUUGCAAAGUAACCAUCUCCAAGAAUUCCACAACUAGUAUUGUUGAUGCUGCAUCAAAAGAUGAGUUGCGAGCUAGGAUUGCACAACAUGAACUUCAGACUACAACUUUAUUCAAUGGCCGUGGCAACUUUGGAGUGGACAAUGAUCAACUUGUGGCAAGGGGCAAGAAUUUAUUUGAUGGGACAAUAAGAGGCUCAAUUACGAUGAAACAAUUUCCACUGAUGCAUUUUAAGUAA